UUGCAAAUGUAUUUUCAUAACAAUACCGCCAAUUGAUGUCUACAAGUAUUCAUCGGUUUAACAAAAUUAACUGAUUUGAAGACAUCGUAGACAAUGAUUGUGUCCAUAGUUGAGACCAUCAAUGAGUUCGAGCCAUUUGGCCGACAGUUGAUGCCAUCGCAUCCAAAAGAAAAUGGUUUAUCCGAUCCAAACCACUUAAAUAUGUGGACAACUGCCGAAACAGAUCCCAGUCGUGACCUCUUCAGGACUAUUAAAACCAUUAACAUUAAGGAUAAAUCAUUGAGAGAAAAUUGGAGAUUAAGAGAGAGUGUCGACGGAGAGGAAGAAUUGUAUUUUAAUGACAAAGUUGUUAUUCACAGCAAAAGUGAUGGCCAACAGUUGUCACACUUGAUUAAGACAUUUACUAUUGAGAACAGUAUAUAUGAUGCCAUUUGGUGUAUUUUUACCGACGAUUUGUCCAAAACUAUGAUUAAAACCAUUUGCAUAUUCAGUGAUACAUUACUGGAGAUCUUUACCACAAAUGGCGAUCACUACCCGAUUGCUCUUCAGUUUCAGGUCAGACAAAUAUUUUCAACAAAAUAUGGUCUUUUGUUGGAAAGAUUGAUUCCCAACACCGAAUCUGAUGACAAACCAUUGCCUCUAAUAUUUAAUUUGAGUCAUCCGCUCAAAGAGAUUUCACCCGUCAUUAUAAGCAGAUUCGGACCAACACUUAAAGCCCAACAAAUAGGUUACAUAACAGCCAAAGACAAGUUAGAAUUGGUUGCCGUUAUUGAAGAGCGAUCUUUACUUAUCUUUUACAACAAACAGUCCGGCGUUCACAUGAUAUUUGUGUUGAGAGAGGCCAACGAAGACGAGAUAAAAUAUGUGACGAAUACAUCAAAUACCACUUUAUAUGAUUGUUUCUCAUGUGAAUCGCCUGUAAUUGAAUCGCCAUUUAUUUUGUCAAAUAGACAAUUAAGUCAUCCGACAAAUACCAAUACUUUUACUUCAGAGUCGUCGAUGGCGUCACCGUUUAGGAGCCGAAGUGCGAGUUUAUCCAAACAGGGCUUAUCAUCUUCAUUGGGCAUAUUUUCAUCUCCAAGUGCUUUCAAUCCUUCAUCUCAAAGCCUAACUCGAAGUCGGACUUCAACCACAUCACCUUCAGUGUUGACUCCUUUGAGAAGUAGUCGAUUGGCUGCAUCACCAGCUUCUCCUUCUCUUCGACCUUUUGUUAACACUCCGAGUCGUAGUUUCACUCCAACAAUAUCUGAUCCACAAAUUAGUCGACUUAAAGAACAAUACAAAAGUCCUUUUUCCAGUUUUAGUCCUCUUUCUUCAGUUUCACCAAAGAAUAGAAAUUAUGAUUAUUUGUCGGAUGAUGUGACGGAACCACUUAUGCCAGAGCUUUCAUUAGAGCAUUUGUGGAGUGAAGUGCCCUCAUCUGUCAGUGAGAGGGCAUCCAAAGUGUUUAUCACCACAGAUCUAACCGGACAGUUGUAUAUAUGUUUUCUCGCGAGUCAAUCACAGACUCUUAAACUCAUACGACUGGAUCAAAGCAACGAUGGACUCAAAUUAAUAUUUGGUUCGACAAACAUUAUCAGUGCAAAAGAUGCCGAACCACUUACAACGUUAAACAUGAUUGUAACGGUAGAUACUAAUAAUAAUCUGGUUUUGUUUAGUGGAUUGUUUAAGACAAGCAUAAUUCACUUACCAUCAACUUUAUGCACAGCAUUUACCAAUUCACUACUGCUUUCACCAUCAUCUACACUCUCUAAUAGGUCCAUAUCAUAUCAAUCACCACAAUAUAAGCGUUCGAGUUUAAUGACAUCGAGUAGACCGAGCAGUGCUACCGGUGUUUUUAAUCCAUCAUUUUUAUCAGAAUCUAAACUUCUCUCACCUGUGAUUCCAGAGUCUGAUCUCGAAAAUAGUUCUUUUAUGUCACCGAUGAGUAUCGGAAACAUCGGUAAAAUUACUGCAGUAAGAGAUUCAGUAAAAGAUCGCAUAACAGUUCAAUGUGUCGACUCAUCUCUAUAUAGAUUUGCUUUACCGCCGAUAAGCUCAUCAUAUAUCGUCUCUCAGUGUUUAAGUGCACUUAAGAAUGUAUUGCCCAGAGAUUCAAGUAUGCAAUUAAUGACUAAAUGGUAUGCUUUCAGAAACGCUCCCAAUUCUGAUGAACUUUCUGUCAAUAGAGAACUAAAUCUAUUUAAAUCAUGUCUUCUUUCACUGAUUGGAUAUGACAUCGAAAGUCUUAACUUGAAUUUGGACACAAACUCUAGUUGUCAUUCACCAGAAGUCACUAAGAAAAUGAAGCUCAAUAGAGAAGAGGGAACUGAUGAUGACUGGGAAUGGCUUAUUGCUAAUGCAAGUGAUUAUAAAUCUAUAACUUCAAACACUAGUCAUCCAAUUACUCCAUCGACACUUUUUCCACACUUUCCAUCAAUACUAUAUUCACUUCAUUUAGUUUAUGAAGAUCUUAAACUACAAGAACCCAAUUGGGAAUUGUGUCCAAUGAUUGUUGAUAUUCUCUAUUUAUUUGCUGUGGACCUCAAAGUCAAUUCAUAUCAAAUGCAUUAUUUGAAUGAUUUUCCCAAUAAUUGUCAGACCAUAAGUGUUGAAUCUCGUAUAAGUGAUCACGACUUAGAAAAUCUGAUUAUUCCGUCAUAUUUUAAAGAUCGGUGUCCAUCAAUCAACUCAAAGAUUUUGUCACUUUUGGAAUUAAAUCAAUUAACUGAUAAUUUAUUUCCAUAUAUUGCUAACACAACCAAUGAUUUGUAUAAUAUUGUAUUGCUUUUUGCAAACUUGAAAACCGACGAAUUUAUUGCUGAUUCACGAGUAUUAGUGCCGAUCAAUAUACUAAAAGUUGAUACAGAUAUCAAUAAAUAUAAAAUCAAUUCAAACAAUGUCUUUACUAAAACAAUACAACUUAUGAACAUUUUGGGCCUUAAGUCCGAAACAUUGAUGCAUUUACCAUCUGGUUUAGCCAUUCCUCUAUGGGAUGCGAUUUUCUAUUGUCGUAAUAAUCCAUGCAAUGACUGGAAUAGAUCAUGUUUUAAACUUAUAGGCAGACCUGAUUUGGUGACACUUCAACCGCCAUACAAAAAACCAAUUAAGUAUUCAGUUAGCAAAUUGAUUGUUGAAUCGACAGAACCAGAUGACGACGGCAUCUUAUUUUUGGACAAUGAUGUUCUUAAGCUAUUAUUUCCUGAUGAUCAACGUAUUUUAGAUGCCUAUCAAAUGUUGUUGUCAUCAAAACCUGUUAAGAUUGCGAUACAACAAAAGCCCGGUGUUUCCGAUCAUGACUUUAUUGAAGAACAAGAACGCCAUUUAUAUACGAUAUGCAUCCGUACUAUGGCUUUGCCUUUAGGCAGAGGAAUGUUAACAAUGCAAUCAUACACUCCAGUAGUUGCCGAAACAUUUCCUAUUCCUAAACUUUGUUUAGUAGGUCGGGUGCCGCCCAGGAAUAACACUAUAGAUUUGUCUCAUAUAGAAGUGCCACAAAAUAUGAAUACUUGGCCACUAUUUCAUAACGGUGUGGCCGCUGGACUUAGAAUCUCAUCGAAAGCUUCGGGAACUAUUGAUUCGACUUGGAUUGUAUACAACCGACCCAAAAGCAGUUCCUCAUUGAACAACACAGCCCUAAGUAGUGAUGCCCAGAACGAACAUGCUGGAUUUUUACUGGCACUCGGCCUCAAUGGCCACUUGGCCUGUCUAUCAACUAUGAGUAUUCACGACUACUUAUGCAAAGGCAAUGAAUUAACACGAGUGGGUGUAUUGUUGGGCUUAGCGGCUGCUAAAAGAGGAACAAUGGACGUGUCGGCUGUCAAAGUAUUGAGCAUUCAUGUGGAAGCGCUUUUGCCGCCAACCAGUACUGAGUUGGAUGUACCGCCUAUUGUUCAAGUAGCAGCUGUGCUCGGUAUUGGACUUCUUUAUCAAAGCAGUGGUCAACAUCAUAUCGCUGAAGUAAUGCUCGGAGAAAUAGGAAGACCUCCUGGACCUGAAAUGGAGCACUAUAUUGAUCGUGAAUCGUAUGCAUUGGCUGCAGGCCUGGCCUUUGGUCUCGUGACUCUUGGUAAAGGAAAUGAUAUGAUUGGUUUGGUAUCAUCUGCGGAAGGCAUGUCAAUGGCUGAUCAGUUGUGUCACUAUAUGCUCGGCGGAUAUAAGAGACCGCUAACAGCUUUGCAACGAGAAAAGUAUAAAACACCGAGUUAUCAAAUAAGAGAAGGCGAUUGUAUUAAUGCUGAUGUCACGAGUCCCGGAGCCACACUUGCCUUAGGGAUGAUGUUCUUAAAUACUAACAACGAGGCUGUCGCUCAAUGGUUCACCAUUCCGGACACUCAACAUUUACUAGAAAUGGUUAGACCCGACUUCAUAAUGAUGCGCACUAUAAGCAAAGGCUUGAUAUUAUGGUCAUCCAUUCAACCAACCAAAGAGUGGGUUGAAUCACAUAUGCCUUCAAUAGUGUCGGAAAAUGCAUUUCAGAGGAAUCCCAACGAAACAAAUUAUCGGUUAGACUACGAGACUAUGAGUCAGGCCUAUUGUAAUAUAGUGAGCGGUGCGUGUUUUGCACUGGCACUUAAAUAUGCCGGUUCUGCCAAUCAAAAGGCAUUCAAAACAGUUAUGGAUUACACCGAAAAGUUUAUAGCAUUUUCAAUGAAACCACAUUUGGCAGAACAAGCAGGUCGUAGUACUAUUGAGUCUUGUCUUAAUGUAUUAGUCGUAUCAUUGGGUAUAAUAAUGGCGGGAACCGGUAAUUUAGAUGUAAUGAGAGUUUGUCGUUACUUACGUUCCCGACUCAAUCAAGCAAAUUAUGUAUUAUAUGGCUCUCAUAUGGCUAUCCAUAUGGCUUUAGGCUUAUUGUUUUUGGCCGGUUGUCGGGCAACGUUAUGUUCAUCUCCAGAAUCAGUUGCAGCCCUUAUAAUAGCAUUCUUUCCUAAAUUUCCAAUACAUAGUAACGACAAUCGCUAUCAUUUACAAGCGUUUCGACAUUUAUAUGUUUUGGCAACUGAGCCACGUUUGGUCAUACCUCGUGAUAUCGACACCGGGAAAGCAGUUUAUGUUAAUCUUCAUUGUGUUGUUAUAAAUGAAAGCAAUUCGUGUGAAAUUAUGAAACUUAGAGCUCCAUGUUUUUUAGCAGAACUCCAUUUACUUGAAGAGGUUGUUGUCGAUGAUGAACGGUAUUGGAGGAUAUCAUUUGAAAAGGAUAAGAAUUGGCAAAGUCUUAAACAUUUUCUCCUUAAAGAUGGUGUUUUGUAUGUCAAACAAAGAACAGGUUGUUUGCCAUAUAGUGAAGAUCCUAAAGGAUUCAAAAGUCUUUACGCGCAAAGUGUUAUGAAAGAUGCUGUCAAAGGAUGGACUCAUAAAGUUAACACCGCCACCGAGUUUUCAAAUGAUAGACUUGUUAUUAAUUUUACCAAAUAUUUAAUAUCUAAUCGAUCGGACACUGAAUUUGAAGCCGAAAUUCAAAGCAAAUUAUGUUCACUGAUGUUUGAUUGCGCCUCAAAUGACAGAUUAGAGUUUUUAUCACCGCUGAUGAAACUCACUGAAAGUGUGACCAAACAGUCUAAUACACUGAGUCUAUGGCAAAUCAAAUUAGCCAAAGCCUGUACCAAACGUUGCCAAUCAUUAAAAACAGAUUUUGUUGAAUCAACGCGAUCUCUGAUUGAGAAACGAAUUAAAAAUUCAAUUGAUAAGAAUUUGCUUUACAAAUACUUAAGAGGAACUCUUCGAUUACCAGAAUUUACGACAACCCUAAUGGAAACAAUUGUUUUCUAUGAUAUGCCACCGUUUGCAUCGUUAGCAUCACUUCCAGAUAAAUUAUCAUUUGUCGAUUUGAUGACUGAUUUACAAUCAAAAUAUUGUGUACCAAUUACUACAAUUAAUCUAUUAUAUCGACUUUAUUUUCAAUAA
Messenger RNA from Oppia nitens, 5886 nucleotides. RefSeq names its product anaphase-promoting complex subunit 1-like (gene shtd). The transcript is spliced from 7 exons. Lineage: Eukaryota; Metazoa; Arthropoda; Arachnida; Sarcoptiformes; Oppiidae. Gene Ontology annotation, molecular function: molecular adaptor activity. The record is from RefSeq and is a predicted model, not a curated record. Gene Ontology annotation, cellular component: anaphase-promoting complex. The coding region runs from base 94 to 5886 and encodes 1930 amino acids. Gene Ontology annotation, biological process: protein K11-linked ubiquitination; metaphase/anaphase transition of mitotic cell cycle; anaphase-promoting complex-dependent catabolic process.